Messenger RNA from Emericellopsis atlantica, 1188 nucleotides. RefSeq names its product cation efflux family-domain-containing protein. The coding region runs from base 1 to 1188 and encodes 395 amino acids. The record is from RefSeq and is a predicted model, not a curated record. Lineage: Eukaryota; Fungi; Ascomycota; Sordariomycetes; Hypocreales; Bionectriaceae. Gene Ontology annotation, biological process: monoatomic cation transport; transmembrane transport. Gene Ontology annotation, cellular component: membrane. Gene Ontology annotation, molecular function: monoatomic cation transmembrane transporter activity. The transcript has a single exon.
AUGGGCGCCGCACACCAGACACGCGAUGCGCACAACCAUGACCAUCAUGGCCACGGCCAUUCGCAUGGGCUGGGUGGUCAUCACCACCAUCAUGACACGACAUAUCUGACCUCGAGGAAUCGGUCUGAUCCUGGCGUGCGGAUCACCAACAUUGGCCUGGUGUCGAACCUGCUCAUGGCUGUGGCCAAGUUUGUGGGCGGAUGGGCGUUCAACUCAAAGUCAAUGGUGGCAGACGGGUGGCAUUCCCUCACAGAUCUGGCGUCGGAUGUCCUGACUCUUGCGACCGUGUCGUGGAGCAUCAAGCCGCCCACCGAUCGAUUCCCCCUUGGCUUUGGCAAGGUAGAGAGCCUGGGAGCUCUGGGCGUCAGCAGCAUGCUGCUCGUGGGAGGCUGUUACAUGGGCUGGGAAUCUGCGCUGGCGCUGUAUGCACACUUCAAUCCGGAAGCCGCGCACUCGCUCGCUGAGCACAUAGGGCAUGGUCAUUCGCAUUCGCACAGCCCAGCGGCCCUGGGACUACCGAGCAUACAUGCUGCGUGGAUCGCAGCCGGCACCAUCGUCGUGAAGGAGUGGUUGUACCACGCGACCAUGAAGGUGGCCAAGGAGAAGCACUCGUCUGUCCUGGCUUCCAACGCCGUUCACCACCGAGUGGACUCUCUAACUGGUAUUGUCACGUUGGUGGCGAUUGUCGGGGCCAACCUCUUCCACAACGCUGGCUGGCUGGAUCCUGUCGGUGGGCUUCUAAUCUCCUUCAUGGUCAUCCACGCGGGUGCCGGUAACACUCUGGACGCCUUCUGCGAGCUCGCCGACCAGAGCAUCGACCAGGACGUCAAGAAAUCUGUCAGGAAGCAAGCCAGCAGGGCUAUCGAGGCGUACGAUCUCGAAAAGCAGACGGAACUGCGCGACGUCGCGGGCGUCAAGAGCGGUCAGAACUACCUAGUUGACCUCGAGAUGGCCGUGCCAGGAUCGUGGUCUGUCGAGCACGUCCGCGAGGUGGAGGCAGCCAUCCGCGACCGCGUCGGGCGCAAAGUCAAGGGCGUGAAGCGUGUCCGCGUCAGAUUCGUCUCCAUGUCGGAGACGCCUGACAAUAAGUUUGACGAGUUCAUCAACGAGAGAGACGAGAGGCUCGAGCCUGAGGAGGACCCCGACUCCGAGACGGAGGCGAGCAAAGGACGCGACCACAAGCACUAG